GUACGCCGUCGCCUAGUCAUCACGUCGUUUCCUCUUCCCGGAUCAAGCAGGAGUGGGCCACCCGGCUGGUCAGAUGCUCUGACAGAUGAGAAGCUCCAUAUGAAGGCCGGGCAGACGGGUCAGCUGGAGGUGGAGAAUGCCCAGCUAAAUGCUGAGCUGGAGAGGGAGCGCUCCAACCAGGCUGUUCACGCCACUACUUGGGCUGCGCAGAAACCAGAGAAGUUUGCUGCCUGGGCACUUUCUAACCGGGAGGUCGGCAUCCGGUUCUUCCAAGUGUCUCAGCAACUGAUUGAUGACAUUGGGAUCUUUGGGUUUGGGAUCAGUUAGUACCAAAAGCACCGUGGGCUGUACGGGAUCUUAAGCAACCGGCUGCAGGAUUUUGACCCGGUCGUUCGAACUCACAAUCUCUUUGGUCACGAUCGAGCUGUAUCUACCCAGUCUAACGCAUCUCACCAUUCUUUCUACCCGAGUAAGAAAUAAGCCACCCGGGUGGGUUUUGACAGAGCAUGCCCGGGCUAUGCUUCAAAGUUGAUCAUGUGAGUCAUUUCUUCCUUCACCCAGGUGAAUAAGAGCUCUAGUCCUCC
This is a messenger RNA of Cuscuta campestris, 584 nucleotides long. The record is from the annotation of a GenBank genome assembly. Lineage: Eukaryota; Viridiplantae; Streptophyta; Magnoliopsida; Solanales; Convolvulaceae.